UUCGAUGAUAAAAUAAUCAAAUAGGUAUGAUUAAAUGUUGUUUAAUACAGUCGUGCAUUGGAUGUAAUCGGAUAUACUUCAUUGUAAGAAGAUGGCAGUCUUAAGAUCAAAGAAAAUGGCGUUAUUGCUGUCAAUUGUAACGGUCGUCGGAUCGUUGCUUUUAACGCCUUUUUUAAUGUUUUUAUUGGCAAUAAUCUUCUUAGCCUCCAUCGGCAAGUCCUUAGGCGUUCGCGAAUUAUAUAUUAAACUACUGCUUACAAUUUUUGAGUAUGGUAGAAUAAAUAUUGAAGUUGCACAGAAACGUAAUCGAAAGGAGGAAAGUGAAGAUGAAGGUUUCAGUGAAAAUUAUUCUGAUGGGAAAGGAACUUUGGAAAGAACGAGAACACUUUCGCAAUCGCUUCAAAAUGGUUUUCCUCCAAAUAACCAAAAAAAUGGUUUUAUUAACCACAAUGGAAUGUCUUUGAUUAGUAGAGAUGAUAAAUUAAUUUUAAUGCCAGAAUUGGGACCAACGUUGAAAGAUGGUACUGCUGGAAGUGGAGAAGAUGAACAAUUUAAAGAUGAAUAUAAUUUUAAUUUGUCGAAUUGUUUUGAUUUUAUCAAAGCUGGAAUGGAGGCGAUUAUCGAAGAUCAAGUAACGUCUCGUUUCGAGGCUGAAGAAUUAAAAAAUUGGAAUUUAUUAACGCGGACGAAUCGCCGUUAUGAGUUCAUUUCGUGGCGUUUAACAGUAAUUUGGAUGUUUGGAUUUUUAAUUCGUUAUUGUUUCUUGUUUCCUUUACGAGUUGUGAUUUGUUGUUUUGGGGUGUUAUGGUUAACAAUUUGCACAGCUUUAGUUGGUUAUAUUCCUGAUGGUCGAAUAAAAUCAUAUAUAAUUGAAAAAGUCUCAAUAAUGUGUUUUGGAAUUCUUUCUCGUGCUUUAUCUGCAGUCAUAACUUAUCACAACCCAGAAAAUCGCCCAAAGAAAGCAGGAAUUUGUGUUGCUAAUCACACAUCACCAAUUGAUGCUUUAGUCUUGAUGUGUGAUAAUUGUUACUCGUUAAUUGGACAAACACAUGGUGGAUUUUUGGGUAUAUUGCAGCGUGCUUUGGCUCGAGCUUCGCCCCAUAUUUGGUUUGAGCGGAGCGAAUCUAAAGAUCGUCAUGCUGUUGCUAAACGUUUAAGACAACAUGUUGAGAACCCAGAGAAUCCACCAAUUUUAAUUUUCCCAGAAGGAACUUGUAUUAAUAACACGUCGGUGAUGCAGUUUAAAAAGGGUAGUUUUGAAGUUGGUAGUGUUAUUUAUCCCGUUGCGAUUAAAUAUGAUCCAAGAUUUGGAGAUGCGUUUUGGAAUAGUUCUAAAUACUCUUAUAUACCAUAUUUAUAUCAAAUGAUGACUUCUUGGGCCAUUGUUUGUGAAGUUUGGUAUUUACCAAAAAUGGAAAAAUCGGAAAACGAAAGCGCGAUUGAGUUUGCGAAUAGAGUUAAAGCGGAAAUUGCUAAUCAAGGUGGUUUAGUUGAUUUAGUUUGGGAUGGUCAAUUAAAACGAACAAAACCUAAAAAAGAAUGGAAACAGCUUCAUCAAGAACAGUUUACAAGGAAAUUAAAGAAACAUGAAGAAUCUGAAAUUGAAAAAAAGGACGAAUAGUGAACUUUAUUUUUUAAUUAAUUAAAUUAAUUGAUUUAUUAUUAAUCGAUUUGUAAAUAUAUUAAAAUAAGCGGAACGGGAAGGUUAAAAUUGCAUUUAAUACUUUUUGUGUAUAUACUUUAAAACUUAUAAAAAAAGUUUUAAUUUAUUCUUGAUUCCAAGACUAAGGUUGUUUCAAUCUAGUAUUUUCUAGUCUUAGUUAAUUCCGAUUAAGUAAUGAUGAAAGUAAUGCGAAAAAUUGAGUAUUCAAAAAAGAAGACUGAUAGUAAAAUCAUCACAAGUACUUGUAAUUUUUAAUUCAAAAUGAAUGUAAUGUGGUUAAAUAAAUAAACUCAAUAUAAUUUUCAA
Onthophagus taurus is the source of this 1969-nucleotide messenger RNA. It is a transcript of the gene Gpat4, whose product is annotated as Glycerol-3-phosphate acyltransferase 4. The record is from RefSeq and is a predicted model, not a curated record. Gene Ontology annotation, biological process: triglyceride biosynthetic process. Gene Ontology annotation, molecular function: glycerol-3-phosphate O-acyltransferase activity. NCBI's taxonomy places the organism in Eukaryota, Metazoa, Arthropoda, Insecta, Coleoptera, Scarabaeidae. Gene Ontology annotation, cellular component: endoplasmic reticulum.